GGAGCGGUUGCUUGGAGGCGACAUGGUGUUGAAAUCAUGAACUCAUCAGGACACACACCGGUGUGAGGCUGUGAUGAGGGUUUACAUAGUUUUAAGCUCGAAAAGUGCGCUACAAACAAUAGAAUAUAACAAUAUAAACCCGUCUUCAGAUAUUUAGGUAACAAACAAAACAACAAAUAAUAAUAAUUUGAGUGUAGCGGAAUGAUCAUCUUCUCUAAACCAAAACAUUUGUCUCCAGCGCCUGCUUGACUGAAGGAGAUAUCCGUCUAGAUUCAGGAGCCGAGACGGCUACACUAUCCGUGCUCUCCGAGUGGGCGGGAUGAUGUUACUUUUCUUCCUGUCAGUCACAGUAACACGAGCCAACUGCAGGCAUCUGUGAGCUCGUGUAUGUGGAAGAGGGCCGACAGCACUUUCCUCCGAGUGUUUGUUUUUCUCUACAAAGAAGCAUUCCAGUUUACUUAAAGAAGGCUGCUGUGUCACCUGAUGGCGUUCUGCUUAACUGAGCUAACCCUGUGGUCCUCAAGGAGCAGUCUGAAUGUGCAAGAUACAGAUAUUGGCACAUUCCAGUUUUAUGAGAAAGGAGAGCGAGUCUUCCCUGCAGAUCAGCAUUACUACACUGAGAAGCAGCACUUUGCCGAGACGCGAGGUUACCCAUGGUUCCUGAGUAACCGUCGUCCGGAGAGGCUGAGGGACGCCCUCAAGGAACUGGAGGACUUGUUGCAGUCUAAUUCCUGUGUUUGUACCAAAUGGAGGACAAAGCAGUGUUGCCAGAUGCUGUUGAGCUCAGGUGUUUUAGUGACCCUCACUCUGAGUGGAGCUCAGUUAGAGAGAGUGGGCAUCGACAAAACGCUAGUGGGACGACUACCUGCUGACACCAUCAGUCAUGCGGCGAUUGGUGAGCGCUUCCUCCUCCUGUCAUUCCUGGAGAAGAGUCAGGUGUGUCAGGUGUAUCUGGGUAGGCGGAGCCAAAGUUCACCUGAGCUCUCAGCACGGCGUUUGGAGAAGCUCUCAGCUGCUGAUAUUAAGGUCUCAUCCUUGGAGCUGGCAGGAGGAGGCAGCCGUCGUAUAAGCAGGCGUGUGGCACUGAACCGUGCGCAGGACGUGGGUGUGUGCUGGUGGCAAGGUGGGCAUGACGAAGUGUGGCCUUGGUCACCAGUUCCCAGUGCCUCAGAUCGGGCCAAUCUGGUACUGCUCGGUUUUUCAGAAAGCCCUGGUCUUAUGAUUCUGAGCUCCAUACGCACCCAUGGCGAACCUUUGGACUGUUGCUUCAGCCUGACCCAACCCUACCAGAUUCUCACUGUGGAGCUGCACAAGGAGGCCCACAGCUCCAGUGCAGACCUCCACGAGGAGUCCAAUCGCUCCAACAUGGAGCUGCGUGAAGAAGCCCAAGUGUGUCAAUCUUGCGUGUAUGAGUGUACUCGGGAACGUCUGCAGCACCUCUCAGCUACAGCUUUACCUCUGUCUUCUGUUCCUGUGUCCUGGUGCCGUGACCCAAGUGAGCGCUGGCUUCUGCUGGGCCUCCAGGACUCCUCUGUGGUGCUGCUCCAUAUCGAAACUGGCCUCCAGACUCGUGUCACCUGCCCCAUGCUUCCAUCUGUAAUGGAAUGGCAUCCUGAUGGAGGCUUGAUUGUAGUGGCUGGGGGUCAGGGUGAGCUGCAGUGCUUUGAUUUGGGACUUAGUCCUCUCAGGUUACAGCUCGUAUCUGAGGAGGAAGGCAUCGGGACGAGUCUGCAGCUGGCCAGGCAUGUGAGAAUACCCGGUGGGUUGGAGGGUGUGGAGUGGGCACACUCACCACUGUCGCAGGGUGCAGAAGGGCUGGAAGUCCAUGAUCUCCUGAUGAUCAGGUUCCACAGAGGUCCAGUGGCGGCUCUGAGACUCAGACUAGGUGUACUGAACGGGGCCCAGCUGGGGCCGGGUGAAGUCCUGCAGCAUCGUUUGCGCUGUGGAGAGGUGGAUGCCGCACUGGGCAUUCUGGGUAACAUGGACUGGUGCAUGAUGGGAGCGGACUGCUAUCGUGGUCUCAUCUCUGUGACUGAUCACCUGCUCAGAAAAGCCCUGGACGAGCAGACGGAAGCUCAGUUAGAAGCUGCUCUGGGGAUGUUCUACUCUCCAUCCAGAGCUUUAACAGACACGGUCAUACUGGAGUAUCGAGACCCCAUCAGCCGCUACGCACGAAGAUUCUUCCAUCACCUGCUCAGGCACCGGCGCUUCGAGAAGGCUUUUCUUCUGGCCCUGGACAUCGGCGCUCGAGACCUGUUCAUGGACCUCCAUUACGUGGCGCGGGACAGCGGGGAGCCAGUGUUGGCCAACGUGGCCCGACGGAAGGCUGAGGCGCUGGAUGUGGAGGGGGUCACGACCUCUAACCCAGAUGAGCCCAAGCCUGUACUUAAAGACCAGAACGGAGUGUGUGUCUCCCCCAUUAACACACACGCUGAAUGGGCCAACUCCAGUAAAGCGCACAAGAACACAAGUCUCUCGAGAGUUGAUUCUACAGGAAAGAUGGAAGACGACCUCGCUGCGACACCAGUAAAUCCUACUCUCUGGCCCUGGACUCAAACAGAAUUCGAGCUUAUUGACCACAACGAUCAGGUUUCUAAAGACUCUGGAAAGCUCAAGGUCAUUCAUUUGGGCCUAGUGUGAACACAGAAUAUGAAUUUAUAAUACAAUAUCUUACUGUGGAGUUGUUUCAGUUGCGAUAAUGAUUGUGUAGUUGUACAAACGAGCUUUUAAAAAUGAAGCUCGUGUCUCUCAGGAACUCGACUAGUGUUUGUACGUUAGUAUUAAACGUUCUUGAAACAUUGUACAAACUAAUGCAAGAUGUUUUUGUAAAAUGUUCACAUUGUCUUGUGCAGAGUGAUGUGGAUUUGAGUUCAGUGCCACAAGGACUUUACAUAUCUUUUAUUAAAAAAAAAAAAAAAAAACAUGCACACACUUUCCCCCAGAGAU
Molecule: messenger RNA, 2946 nt
Organism: Neoarius graeffei (lesser salmon catfish)
Lineage: Eukaryota; Metazoa; Chordata; Actinopteri; Siluriformes; Ariidae
Gene: wdpcp
Product: WD repeat containing planar cell polarity effector
Exons: 20
Coding region: 484-2640 (718 amino acids)
Biological process (GO): cilium organization; establishment of protein localization; nervous system development
Cellular component (GO): axonemal basal plate
Molecular function (GO): protein binding
Source: RefSeq, a predicted model, not a curated record